Messenger RNA from Hippocampus comes (tiger tail seahorse), 4257 nucleotides. RefSeq names its product phosphofructokinase, liver a (gene pfkla). Gene Ontology annotation, cellular component: 6-phosphofructokinase complex; cytoplasm; membrane. Gene Ontology annotation, biological process: fructose 6-phosphate metabolic process; fructose 1,6-bisphosphate metabolic process; canonical glycolysis. NCBI's taxonomy places the organism in Eukaryota, Metazoa, Chordata, Actinopteri, Syngnathiformes, Syngnathidae. The transcript has 22 exons. The record is from RefSeq and is a predicted model, not a curated record. Gene Ontology annotation, molecular function: fructose-6-phosphate binding; AMP binding; identical protein binding. Bases 361 to 2703 code for a protein of 780 amino acids.
GCGUCCGUGUUGUACGUGCUGAACGGAAGUAGCCGCUACUAGCCGAAAUAUGCGCACAAUUUUCUCAUGUUCUUCUAUCGUCUUGAAAUCAGGGCUUCGCGGGCGGGCGGUUCUUAGGUCCUUCGGUUCUAGCCCACUCCUAUAAAUGCGGAACGCGUAUUUCCGGGCGGGGCGGGUAAACAAAACUACACUCACUUUUUAGACAGGCGGAGUAUUGGAGAGACGUCGACCACUGGUUGAAAUCAGGUGAAACGAACGGCUGCCACGCUCAAGGAAAACGAAGCCACUCUCGGACCACCUGGUGUUUGAAACGACCAUCCUUUGGAUGCAUCACAUUUUCACUGACUAGAAAUAACAAACAUGGCAUCCAUGGACCUGGAGAAGUUGAAGAUGACGGGGGCCGGCCGGGCAAUAGCGGUGCUCACUAGCGGUGGCGACGCACAAGGGAUGAAUGCUGCUGUGCGAGCUGUGACCAGAAUGGGCAUCUAUGUUGGUGCCAAGGUCUACUUGAUAUAUGAGGGCUACCAGGGCCUUGUGGAAGGCGGGGAUCACAUCAAACUAGCACACUGGCAAAGCGUUACUAACAUCAUCCAGCUGGGCGGAACUGUGAUUGGCAGUGCGCGAUGCAAAGUGUUCAUGACCCGCCAAGGAAGGCUGGCGGCCGCCUUCAACUUAGUGAAACGGGGGAUCACCAACCUGUGCGUGUGCGGCGGCGACGGCAGCCUCACCGGCGCCAACAUUUUUCGAAGCGAGUGGAGCAGCCUGUUGGAUGAGCUUGUCCAAAGUGGGGAAAUCACGGAGGCGCUGGCGAAGCAGCACAGCCAUCUCAACAUUGUGGGUCUGGUGGGCUCCAUAGAUAACGACUUCUGUGGCACUGACAUGACCAUCGGAGCAGACUCUGCUCUGCACCGCAUCAUGGAAAUCAUUGAUGCUAUCAUGACUACUGCACAAAGCCACCAACGCACGUUUGUCCUGGAGGUCAUGGGCCGCCACUGCGGCUAUCUAGCUCUCGUGUCUGCGUUAGCAUCCGGCGCUGAUUGGCUCUUCAUCCCAGAGGCUCCUCCUAAGGAUGACUGGGAGGAUCGCAUGUGUGACCGUCUCGAGGCGAGUCGUAUCAAAGGGUCCAGACUCAACAUUAUUAUUGUUGCAGAAGGUGCUAUCGACAUGCAUGGCAAGCCCAUCUCCUCCACUUAUCUGCAAGAUCUGGUAGUGAAGCGGUUGGGCUACGACACCAGAGUCACCGUACUCGGACAUGUUCAGCGAGGAGGAACUCCUUCUGCGUUCGACAGGAUACUGAGCAGCAAGUUAGGUGUGGAGGCGGUCGUUGCCCUGAUGGAGGCGUCUCCCGACACCCCGGCCUGCGUCAUUGGCCUGUCUGGCAAUCAGGCCGUCCGUCUGCCUCUCAUGGAGUGCGUGGAGAUGACAAAGUUGGUGCAGACGGCCAUGAAUGAGAAGAGGUUUGACGAGGCUGUUAAACUGCGUGGCGGGAGUUUUGAAAACAACUGGAACAUCUAUAAGCUUCUUGCCUUCCAGAAGCCUGCCCAGUCAAAGAGCAACUUCUCGCUCGCCAUCCUGAAUGUGGGCGCCCCGGCGGCGGGCAUGAACGCGGCCGUGAGGUCGGCCGUGAGAUUGGCCAUCGCUCACGGGCACAAGGUCUACGCCGUGCACAACGGCUUCCAGGGCUUUGCCAAUGGCGAUGUGUUUGAGAUGGAGUGGCACAAUGUGGCGGGAUGGACGGGCCAAGGAGGCUCGCUGUUGGGCACAAAACGAACACUUCCGAGCAAACACAUGGAGAAGAUUGUGGAGAACAUCGACAAGUUCAAUAUCUCAGCUCUACUUGUCAUCGGAGGGUUUGAGGCCUACAGAGGCGUGCUGGAGCUCUUUGAGGCCCGAGCCCACUACGACGCGCUGUGUAUUCCAAUGUGUGUGAUUCCCGCUACCAUCAGCAACAACGUCCCCGGAACGGACUUCAGUCUGGGGGCCGACACUGCCGUUAACGCUGCAAUGGAGGGCUGUGACAAGAUAAAGCAGUCUGCUACAGGGACAAAGAGACGCGUCUUUGUGGUGGAAACAAUGGGGGGCUACUGCGGUUACCUAGCGACCAGCACCGGCAUCGCUGUGGGCGCCGACGCGGCCUACAUUUUCGAGGACCCCUUUAACAUCCACGACCUGAAGACCAAUGUGGAGCAUCUCACAGAGAAAAUGAAGAAGGACAUCCAGCGGGGGCUCGUACUGAGGAAUGAAAAAUGCCAUGAGCACUACACUACGGAUUUCCUCCACAAGUUGUAUUCCGCCGAAGGGAAGGGCAUUUUUGACUGUCGGGUCAACGUGUUGGGACAUCUUCAACAGGGAGGGGCGCCAUCUCCCUUCGACCGAAAUUAUGGCACCAAGCUGGGAGUGAAAGCCAUCCAGUGGAUAAGUGAAAAGCUGAUAGAAAACUUCCGGCAAGGUCGCGUGUUCUGCAACUCCACAGACACGGCGUGCGUGCUGGGCCUCCAGAGGAAGGUCGUCUCAUUCAGCCCCCUCACUGAACUCAAGGACGUCACCGACUUUGAGCACCGCAUGCCCAAGGUACAAUGGUGGUUCAACCUGCGGCCCAUGCUGAAAAUGUUGGCCAAGUACCAGACCAGCUUCUGCGAAUACAUCCCGGGAGAGAUCGAACACGUGACCCGGCGCUCUCUCAGCAUCGACUCGGGCUUCUAGGUUCUCCCCGACUGCACUCGGCACUUUUUUAAAGCAAGAGGGGAAAAAAAAAACCAAACCCAACCCCGCUCCUUCCGUGACAUUUCCACAUGCCUGCUUACGUACCGUACGUUUUUGAAGCUAAAGUGUUUUAGCAACUGUAUUGAAAAGGGUUCAUCAGGACAUACUAACUGCUGUUCUUUUUUAUGAGUGGGGCAUUCAAAACAAAUAAGGUUUUAUUACAGUGGAACCACCAAGGUUGAACACUGUUCUUUCAGGGACAUGUAGUAAAGGAAUGGAAAUAAUCUGUUCCUGUCUCAAGCUGUCAAUAUUAUAAACCGGAUGUCCACAGAUCCUCAAAAAUACUGUAAAGGCAUGGAUCCAAUGAACAUAAAAACAAGGCCUUCAUUGGCAUUAAAAUGUCCUAAAUCAGUCUUUUCAAACUCGUACAAAUUUUCAACACCUGAUAAAUAGGAUUUUAUGAUUGUGAAUAGUGUCAAAACUCCUGAAAAAAUAAUUUACCAAAUGACUCUUGUGGGGGGAAAAAACGCUCAUUUACGCCAGCGGAACUUAGAGUUUAAAAAAAAAAAAAAAUCAAAACAGUUUGAUAACUUUUAUAUUAGGUUAUUGUUAUUAUUAAAUUAAGUUUUGCUGUUGUAAAAACUGGCUUUCCUGCAUUUUACAACAAAGAAAUAACAGUUUAUGGAGCUAAUUGUCCUUUGUAUUGCCCCCCCCCAUCCCCCAACAAACAAACAAAACCUAAAGAUAAUUAAAAACAACUCCAAAUUGUUUUGGAGCAAACAACUUGCUUGUUUUGUUGCACUAACAUUGUUGCCAUAAAUGUCAAAAAAUAUAUAUUUUAAAGUUGUUCCAACUUAAAUUACCAGGUUAGUCCCCAAAAAGCACAAGUUGUCAUUGGUUUUUUUUUUUUUUUUUUUUUGAAAAAUAAUUAUAAAACAGUGACGUGGUUUUAGUUGGGACUCUUAAAGAGCAGACGUCGUUUAUGUACUCUAGCAAUUUUGGACAACAUGGGACAUUAGGAAGUUGCUCUUAAAUUUAAUUUCAAAUGGAUUUAGAAAGUUUUAGCCUUAAAUUGAACUUGCCUUAAGCUGUAGGAAUGCUGAUAAAGGUAUUUAUUAUUACCUGCAAUGUGGUGGCCUUUAAGAUGAUUCAGGUUUUUACAUGAUUUGUUUUUUUUUUCCCCCUGGUACAGCAGCAUUUCACUUCUGUUUAAAAAAAAAAAAAUCUUAAUCCAUCCAUUCCACAGUUAUUAUUUUCCUCUGUGAUAUACUCUGAAUUUGAUUGUCGUGGCAUAGGCUCCGGCUCACCCGCCAUUCUAAUGAGGUCCAUCGCUAGAAAAUGAAUGUUUGGAUGAAUGUCGUGGUUUCACCAAGGUGUUUUUUUCCAAAGUGCAGGCAAAGCUUUACCUUUUCAAGAGCGGAGUUACUUUGUACAACUACUGAAAGCGAUCAUGAACGGUAACCAAAAUAGUCCCGAGUCACGUUGUUGCCUUCCCGUCAUUUUGCACUCAAGUGUUAUGGACUUGAAUAAAUAUUUACACACUGUAAGACUUAA